Messenger RNA from Anisakis simplex (herring worm), 459 nucleotides. Lineage: Eukaryota; Metazoa; Nematoda; Chromadorea; Rhabditida; Anisakidae. The record is from the annotation of a GenBank genome assembly.
AUGGCUCAUAUGAACUAUCCGCUCGACUGUGCAAAUUUAUCAACUCAGGCCAACGAUCAUAGUUCAUUUGAUAAGGAAACAAGCAAUAACAAUAUGAUGGGUCAGUUACAGCCUAUGUCUGCCCAACAACUAUGUGGAAGUAAGCAGGACACGAUAUCAUCGCUGACAGAUCUGAUGCAUGGUUCAUCUGAUAAGCGAGGUCGUAACAAAAAUCAUAAUAGCUUCGCCGAUAACAACGUCUCAUCUGUGGGUAGUUGUGUACAAACUCUAUUGCCAUCGUCGUCGCAGUAUGCGACAGAUCCGAAUCAAGACGAACAAACAAAAACUGACGAGAAUUUCAAAGGAAAUGGUGUAAUGAUGUUACAGAAGCAAUCUUACUCGUUUACAUCGCAUGAGGAGAAUACAAAUAAAAAGCAAGUCAGAGGCGGCAAUAUUGUUAGUAAUCAUCAUUCACUUUAG